This is a messenger RNA of Ostertagia ostertagi, 1215 nucleotides long. The record is from the annotation of a GenBank genome assembly. Lineage: Eukaryota; Metazoa; Nematoda; Chromadorea; Rhabditida; Trichostrongylidae.
AUGCAAGUAGCUAUGAUGCCUGGCCAGUCCCCGUCCUCAACCCUGAACAAUGGCAAUGCCUCGACACCAGAUCCACCGGUCUCAUCCUCUGCCUCCUCAUCGGACGCCGAUCGUUUACGUGCUUCAAUGGAAGCUUGGAAGCGAACCGCUGCUAUAGCUAGUGAGAGAUAUAGUGAAGCGAGGCAGAGACAAAUUGCAGCUGAGCGGGAAGAUCGACAUGAGCUUCGCAAAAGAUGGCUCGAAGAAGAAGCGAAAAAGCGAGCAGAAAGUGUGGGUAAGCAGAAAGAUGGUUUGAGCGGUGGCAAUGUGUCGUCAAAUAUGCCUCCCACCGACAGGAAACGUCACCUUGAUAAUAACGACUACGGUCACGAGGAGUGGAGGCAAGGUUUUCGCAUGAUGGAGGGAUCAGGUAUGCCUGAGAUAUCGAAAGCAUCUGCUGAUAUGUACGGUAACAUGGGCUACCAUACUCCUAAUGGAAGUUUCUACCCAGGAAUGAUGAUGCAUGAAAUGCAGCAGCAGGGUAAAGGAGUGAUGGUCGGAUUCUCCAGCCCAUCGGCACCAAGCUUUCGUGGGAACUCGUUUCCAACGUCACAGACGGUGUCUUCAUCUGUGGCUUGUUCUCCGAUGCCGUCAACGUCCACUGCCGAUGCAUCGACGUUGGGUCAACGCUUUCCUUCGAUGGAAUUGCCUCAAUUUCCCAUCUCCACUGACUCAACACCAGUCAUUCAGCAACAGUCGCAACAAGCCCAAUUCUCUACCUCCGAUUCAACUCCAUACAGUUGUGGGAUGCGCCCAAGUCCUUCGAUGUGCCCGACGUCACCGAAUGAGGUAGCGAUACAUCCAGAAUCUGAAGACAAUCAACAGUACCACAUGGUAAUGAUGCAGAAACAUCAGCAACACAUGAAGGCGAUGAUGCAACAGCGAGCUGCUAUGAUGUAUCAAGGCUAUCCGAACGGAGCGAACAUGUCUCAGCAACAGUACUUCAUGCAUAUGCAAAAGAUGCAGCAGGCACGGUUCGCUAGUGGUGUCGAUCCGUCAGCAUCAGCAUUCAUGAGUGGUCAGCGUAUGAUGGGCAUGCGAGGAGCACCGAUGAGCGCUGCUGGACCAAUGAUGGAGCCGAUGCCGCCCGCAGGCGGCUAUCCAAGCGGAUAUCCUCAAGGAAUGCAGCCGUUUCCACCACAGCAACAGUACGUGGGGCAAUUCUCGAUGAACUGA